Danio aesculapii is the source of this 2433-nucleotide messenger RNA. Its product is annotated as gastrula zinc finger protein XlCGF57.1-like. The coding region runs from base 138 to 1436 and encodes 432 amino acids. The record is from RefSeq and is a predicted model, not a curated record. The transcript has 3 exons. Lineage: Eukaryota; Metazoa; Chordata; Actinopteri; Cypriniformes; Danionidae.
CUCUCUCCAGUACAGCAGGUGGCAGUGUGCAGCUUUACUCUGCUCUGACUCAACACACAGCCAGAGGAAGAGGAUAAAGUGUCCAAACACAGAGAAAAACUCCUGCUGAAGCGACUGAUCUCCACACUGUUAUAAAGAUGGCGUUUAUUAAAGAGGAGAGUGAAGAUGUGAAGAUUGAAGAAACAUUCACAGUCAAACAGGAAGAUCUGCAGGAACAAACAGACCUAAUUGAAGAGAAUGAGGGGAGUAAAGAGGAGGAACAUCAUGUCAAAAUUGAGGAAAAAACUCAUUUACAGACUGAUGGUAUUUCAAAAAGGAGAGAUGAGAAUCGUUUCACUUGCACCCAGUGUGGAAAAAGUUUUGGAAGAAAAGGCUAUCUUAAGAUUCACAUGAUGAUCCACACUGGAGAGAGACCAUUCACAUGCACUCAGUGUGGGAAGAGUUUCAGCUACUCAUCAGACCUUAAUCAACACAUGAAGACCCACACUGGAGAGAAACCAUUUACAUGCACUCAGUGUGGGAAGAGUUUCAGACGCUCAUCACACCUAAAUGAACACACAAUGAUCCACACUGGAGAGAAACCAUUCACAUGCACUCAGUGUGGGAAAAGUUUCAUCUGCUUAUCAUCCCUUAAUAAACACAUGGUGAGCCACACAGGAGAGAAACCAUUCACUUGCACUCAGUGUGGGAAGAGUUUCAGCCAAUCAUCAUCUCUUAAUCAACACAUGAAGAUCCACACUGGAGAGAAACCAUUCACAUGCACUCAGUGUGGGAAGAGUUUCAGCCACUCAUCAUCUCUUAAUAAACACAUGAAGACCCACACUGGAGAGAAACCAUUCACAUGCACUCAGUGUGGGAAAAGUUUCAGCCAAUCAUCACACCUUAAUCAACACAUAAUGAUCCACACCGGAGACAAACCAUUCACAUGCACUCAGUGUGGGAAGAGUUUCAUCCGCUCAUCAUCCCUUAAUCUACACAUGAGUAUUCACACUGGAGAGAAACCAUUCACAUGCACUCAGUGUAGGAAGAGUUUCAGCAACUCAUCAGACCUUAAUAAACACAUGAAGACCCACACUGGAGAGAAACCAUUUACAUGCACUCUGUGUGGGAAGAGUUUCAGACGCUCAUCACACCUAAAUGAACACACAAUGAUCCACACCGGAGAGAAACCAUUCACAUGCACUCAGUGUGGGAAAAGUUUCAUCUGCUCAUCAUCCCUUAAUAAACACAUGGUGAGCCACACAAGAGAGAAACCAUUCACUUGCACUCAAUGUUGGAAGAGUUUCAGCCAAUUAUCAUCUCUUAAUAAACACAUGAGGAUCCACACUGGAGAGAAACCAUUCACAUGCACUCAGUGUGGGAAGAGUUUCAGCCAAUCUUCACACCUUAAUAAACACAUGAUGAGCCACACCAUUCAGAGAUUUACUUGCACUUAAGCCGCGGCCACACUAGAAUUUUCUUCCCAUAGACUUCCAUUCAUACGCACGCGAAUGUGUCAGACCGGAAAUGCAAGUUUGUGCGUUAAGUUUCGCAGUUCACUGCAUUGCAAAGUUCAAGCUUGGUGAACUCUGACCUGCGAAAUCACUUUACUUGACUGUGUGAGACUAAUCUGUGAGACUAAGAUCAAAACAUGACCUCUUUGGACAGAAAUUUAAAAUAUGGACCAAUCGCUCACUUUUUUCUAAUCAUCUUGUUUAAUCCUGCCCUUUUUCGCAGCACCGUUCAACAGAAUUUCGCCUGCUCAAACUCUAGUAUGACUGCAGCUUCGGUGUGGGAUGAGUUUCAGCAACUCCUCAGACCUUAAUAAACACAUGAAGACCCACACUGGAGAGAAACCAUUCACAUGCACUCAGUGUGGGAAAAGUUUCAACCGAUUAGCAAGCCUUAAUGAACACAUGAAGAUCCACGCUGGUGUGAAAGAGUAUAUGUGCUUUGAGUGUGCGAAGACUUUUAUUACAGCUCCAAAAUUGAAACUGCACCAGACGAUUCACACUGAAGAGACAGUACAAGUGUUCACACUGUGACAGGAGGUUUAAUCAGUUAACACAUCUGAAAACACAAAAGAGGAUUCACACUGAAGAGAAACUGUACAGAUCUGAUCAGUGUCUACAGAGUUUUGCUCAUUCGGCGCAGUUUAAGAAACACAUGAACAAAAAAAGUUGCACACGACAUGAAUGCAGCAAAACAUUUUCUCAUGUGCACAGGAUGUUUCAUGUCUGAAUAAUGUUUGAAAAGGCUGAGUGACUGUAUACUGUUUUCCAACACUCCUACAACUGCAGUAGGUGGGGUUGUAAAUGUGUUGUGCUCCUCACGUUUACCGUAAACACAAUGAUGGCGACUGAGAGAAGAACAGUUUUAUAAACAUCUGGCAAACAGCACCUCUGCGGCUUAAAAUCUCUUUGCAAGUGAUUGUACAGGUGCGGAUACAUCUGU